AAACAUAGGUUUAGUUGUAAAGUGGCACUGUUUCCUAUUCACAGUCAAGUAAGCCGGUUUCAAAGUUAACAAUCACCGAGCACUGAUUUUAUACGGAAUGUAUCUGACACACUACCUGUUUUAGUAUUGCAACGGCGUUAAAUUCGAAAAUAUCACUUGUGCGGUACUUAGCAGCGAUAGUGUUUACAUAUAGGUUGCGCGAAAAUGAAGAAAAAGAUUCACGAUCUAGAUUCGGUUUUGAGUGAAAUUGGUCAAUUUGGUGGAUUUCAAAUUCUUACUUGUGCGUUUUUAUGUAUACCAAUAUUUCUAGCUGCCUUUCGUUCGUUAAGUUACAUCUUUACUGCAAGUAGUGUAGAGCACAGAUGCCAUAUAAAUGAGUGUGACUUAGAUAACAACACCCAUUAUGCAUUUUUACCCUCGUGGCUAAAUAAUAGCAUUCCCUAUGAAAAUGGAAUUCCAGCCAAGUGUUCUCGAUAUAAAUCGCGAGGUUUCACUAGUGAUUUCGAGAAUGACACUAGUCAUGUUUGCAUGGAUGAUCUAUUUGAUCAGUCAACCAUAGAAUCCUGUGACGAAUUUGUAUUCAAGGAUGACAGAAAGACAAUCGCAACGGAGUUCAAUCUACUGUGCUCCCAUAAUGGGUGGAAACUGGCCCUUGUAGGAACACUCAACAGUUUUGGCCAGCUGAUUGGUGUUCCGCUCGGCGGCUAUGUCUCAGAUCGAUAUGGUCGACGCACCACCUUGGCACUGGCUGGAACACUUAGUGCGUUGAUGGGCAUCAUCCGCUCGUUCUCAGUUGAUUAUAUCAUGUUUGCCAUUUUCGAAUCAUUGGAUGCGGCUGUUGGCAUCGUGCUAUUUCCAACUUGUAUGGUGCUUGCAAUGGAAAUGGUUGGACCUGAGAAGCGAGUUUUAGCAUCAAUUAUAUUGACCCUUUUCAUUCCACUCGGCAACGCUUCCAUGGGGGUUGUGGCUAUAUACGUUACUGAUUGGAGAAGCUUAUUAAGGAUUUUGACAAUACCUGGACUGGUGCAUAUAUUUUACUUUUGGUUUAUAAAUGAAAGUGUUCGCUGGCUGCUGGUUCAAAGCAGAUACGAGGAAGCAACAACCGCUCUCAACCGUGCUGCAAAAUUGAAUAAAACCAAUCUAUCGGAAGCAUCGCUCAAGGAUUUGUACGCAGACAAUGAGUUAGUUAAAACUACUUCUAAGCAAUCAUCUUGUGAGUCCUAUCCAAUUCGAGAUAUUUUCAAAUCACCAAAACUUCUCUGGCGGAUCGCAAAUUGCUGCUUUUGUUUCAUAACUAAUACACUAGUGUACUAUGGACUCAGUUUAAACUCAGUAACUUUGGCUGGAGAUAAACAUAUGAAUUUUAUAUUCGCUUGCUUAGUCGAAUUACCAGGAUUUUUAAUAUCCUAUAUCGUGAUGAGUAAGUUGGGGAGGCGACCGUCGCAAAGUGGAUCACUAAUUAUUAGCGGAGUGGCUUGCUUCUUAUCAUGUUUCGCGACUCAAAGACAACCAUGGCUGGCAUUCCUUCUGUUCCUCAUAGGGAAAUUUGCAAUCGGAGUAUCCUUUACAGUUUUAUAUAUUUAUGUUUCGGAACUCUUCCCAACGAAUCUUCGCCAAAGUUUGCUUUCCUUCUGUUCAAUGUUUGGAAGAAUAGGCUCUAUGGUUGCCCCGCAAACGCCAUUAAUUGCACAAUAUGUUCCAUCAUUGCCAUUAAUAUUGUUUGGAACGUUUGCGGUGACAUCAGGUCUUCUAGUGCUGAGGUUCCCUGAAACACUUGACACUAAACUCCCUACAACAAUAGUAGAUGCAGAAAAUGUAGGCGAAAAGAAAUUAGAAAAACCAGACGGGGCCAAUUCUUAAGGAAAGUCAUCAUAAAUAGUUUUCGAUAUAAAAAAUGUUUGUAAUAUCAUAAAGCUUGUACAGUAACAUCAAAAAUUAAGUCUCAUUCAACAAUAUAUUCCCUUAUUGUUUGAUUUCGCGUCGUCAAAAUUA
Molecule: messenger RNA, 1992 nt
Organism: Hermetia illucens (black soldier fly)
Lineage: Eukaryota; Metazoa; Arthropoda; Insecta; Diptera; Stratiomyidae
Product: organic cation transporter protein-like
Exons: 6
Coding region: 205-1860 (551 amino acids)
Biological process (GO): transmembrane transport
Cellular component (GO): membrane
Molecular function (GO): transmembrane transporter activity
Source: RefSeq, a predicted model, not a curated record